AUGGCAUCUUUUAACCCACUUGUUGCUAUUCUUAAUCAAAACAAACUAACUGGAUCCAAUUAUGUUGAUUGGAAAAGAAACUUGAACAUUGUUCUCACUGCUGAAGAGCACAAGUAUGUGCUUAGUCAACAUUGUCCCAACUUUCCAUCAUUAGAUGCUCCUCUUGAGGAAAAACAGCGAUAUGAUCGUUGGCAGAAAUCUAAUGAGAUGGCCAAGUGCUAUAUCCUAGCAUCUAUCUCAAAUGUUCUACAGCAUCAAAUGCAGGAUGUAGAACUAGCUUCAGACAUAAUGCUAAGUCUGAAGGAGAUGUUUGGUGAGGAAGGCCGUUCUGCAAGGCAAGAAACUAUGAGGUAA
Molecule: messenger RNA, 354 nt
Organism: Quercus lobata
Lineage: Eukaryota; Viridiplantae; Streptophyta; Magnoliopsida; Fagales; Fagaceae
Exons: 1
Coding region: 1-354 (117 amino acids)
Source: RefSeq, a predicted model, not a curated record